AUGGCAGUUGCAGUAGCGGGUCCCGUGCUCACAUUCAAUCCCAAGCAGAAUGAGUGGACAGUUUUCUUCAAAAGGUUAGAGCAGUAUUUUAUAGCACACGGGGUCACUGAAGAAGCUGACAAGAGAGCUCAUUUGCUGUAUAGUUUGUCUGAGGAGGCGUAUAUUUUAUUAGAAAAUUUAUGUAUGCCGUAA
Messenger RNA from Acanthoscelides obtectus, 192 nucleotides. The record is from the annotation of a GenBank genome assembly. Lineage: Eukaryota; Metazoa; Arthropoda; Insecta; Coleoptera; Chrysomelidae.